Molecule: messenger RNA, 1512 nt
Organism: Kalmanozyma brasiliensis GHG001
Lineage: Eukaryota; Fungi; Basidiomycota; Ustilaginomycetes; Ustilaginales
Product: Arginine-tRNA-protein transferase, N-terminal
Exons: 2
Coding region: 1-1512 (503 amino acids)
Biological process (GO): protein arginylation
Cellular component (GO): cytoplasm
Molecular function (GO): arginyl-tRNA--protein transferase activity
Source: RefSeq, a predicted model, not a curated record
AUGGCGAGCAAGCGCACAAAGACGCAACUAUCUAUCAUAUCACCUACUGGCUACUCGACCUCGACCUGCGGCUACUGCACCACGCCUGGCUCCGGAGAACGAAGCGCUACCAAGUCCAGCAAGUCGUACGGCAUCUGGGCUCAUCGUCUUUCGCCCUAUCACUACCAGAACCUCAUCGACCAGGGAUGGAGACGAUCAGGCGACUACCUCUACAAGCCGGAUCUCUUGAGGACUUGCUGCGCACAGAUCCCGAUACGUCUCGAUGCUGCUGACUUCAAGCCCAAGAAAGCGCACAAACGUGCAUUGACCAACCUGCUCUUCCGCGUCCGUCAGACCAAGCCCAAGCCGGCAAAGUGGAAAGGGAGAUGGAGCAAAGGGAGAGACUGGGACGUAGAAGGUCGUUGGAACGAGAUUGUGCCAUCGUCUGCGGCUCAGAGCACGUCCUCGAGCUCCUCGCCGACGUGGGCAGAAAGCGUGGCAGGACCCAUCACUCGCCAGCUCCAGGUGCGCCUUGCUCUGGCGAUCUCUUCCGACGAAAAGUAUCAGCUCUUUCGCAAAUACCAGGGCAAGGUUCACGGCGAAGCUGAAGAAAAGAUCAGCAGCGAGCAAGGUUUCCUUCGCUUCCUGGUUGACACGAGCCUCGCAUUAACCUGGCCGUCAACCGGUCUGCCGCUGACACCCUCGCAAGAGACGCAUUGGCGAGCCAGGAGCCUGGAUCCGGCGGAUUUGCCAGAGGAGCUGCCCUACGGCUGUUACCAUCAAGAGUACCGCUUGGAUGACAAGCUCAUUGCUGUCGGCGUGCUCGAUGUUUUGCCCAACUGCGUCAGCAGUGUCUACGUCUUCUACGAUCCCGAAUACAACGACUGGCAGCUGGGCAAGGUUUCGGCGCUGCAAGAGAUUGCACUCACCAAGCGCCUAGGUCGGCUCAAAGCCAUGCACGAGAUCACUCGAUAUUACAUGGGCUUCUACAUCCACACGUGCCAAAAGAUGAAGUACAAGGCAGAGUACCGCCCAAGUCAGCUGCUCGACUGUAGCGACAAUACCUGGCACGAUCUGGCCGACGUAGCUUCGGAUCUCGAUACAAGACGCUACUUUGCUUGGUCGCAAGAUGGUCAGCAGCAGUCGAAGGACAAGACAGAGGGCGAUAGUCAAGAGCUUGCGCAGAGCGAUGAGGAGGAUGAAAAGGGGAUUCGGGUGCCAACGCAGCCGAAGCCUCCACCAGGGAUGCUCAGUGCCACUGCGAUUCUGGAUGCUCUCCAAACGACACUGCGAGGAGCAGAUCCGCGCGAGUUGCAAGCCGAAUUAGACUUGUUGCAGCACGCCAUGGUGCUCGAAGCGCAGAAGCAGUCCGAAGGCAUCAAGCCACUUCUGAUGUCCGAUCUCUUUCGCAACUAUAUGCAAGGCGAAGGUCAAGGGGUCGGUCAUGACGAUCCCGAGUUCGUGCAGGUGGUCGAGUGUAUCGCCGCCCUCGCGAGCCCCGAGCUGGUGGCCGAGAUGGUCCUUUUCAUGUAA